Angiostrongylus costaricensis is the source of this 396-nucleotide messenger RNA. The record is from the annotation of a GenBank genome assembly. Lineage: Eukaryota; Metazoa; Nematoda; Chromadorea; Rhabditida; Metastrongylidae.
AUGUCUGGAUCAGAUGUUGAUGGUAAGGAAAUCUCCGCUGAGAAGAACGAACCUGUAACAGCCGAGACAGCCGCUGGCGAUGCUGCCGAAGAGAGUCGCGACUCGGCCGCAUCGCUUGACAACGACGAAAAGUCAUAUUCUGGAUCUGAAGAGAAGAAUGGAGAAAGCGAAGAUGGAGGUGAAGAUGAGGAAGGCGGUGAUGACGAUGACGAGGGUGCGGACGGUGAUGAGGAGAAUGGCAAAGAAGAAGAGAAUGGACAUGUGAACUCCGCGGACACAAAUGGCAAUGAUCGUAAGCGGAUGUCCGAUGCGGGCGGAGAUGAAGAAGCAAGAGGUGGUGGUGCACCGGCGUUGAAGAAAAAGAAAGGCGACGAUGAAGAGGUGUUGUACAUGUAG